ACCAAGUCACAAGAGUUCUAACAGCCUUUCGUUCACGACGUGUUUUGCCUUAGCCUCUUGCCGCUUAAGCCUUUCGACUACCAACAUGAUGAAAUCUGUCUGUCUUGUCCUUCUUCUCACGGCAGCCUUUGCCUACUCCGGUGUUGAAGGUACAAGUGGGAAACAAGUGGUUGUGAAAACAAGUACAAGUGGGUGUGGAAAGGCCCUGAACAACAUGGUGGCGUCCGCAUACGAUACACCUAACUUCGUCGCCUGCAAGUCGGAUCCAGAGGGAAGUGCAGCCUGGACCGCCCUCUCAGGUAAUCCUGCCUGCAAAGACUACAAGUUCACUGUCGGCGAUCAGAAGUGCGAAGUUCUCGCAGCUCCCUACAUGAAAUGUGUUGCGGGAAAACAGGGUUUCUUGAAGGAUGAUGGCUCCAUAGACAGCACUUCGAUCAUAGCCAAGUACAAGCUUUGGACCAGCAGCCCUGCCUGCGACGCAGCGCAGUUCGACUUCGGAGUGAAAAAAUGUGGCACUACCAUCAACAACUACGCGUUCCUAGAGAAGGCCGCAUGCAUCGCCACGGAGGCGGAAAAGUACACUGGCCAGGAUAAGGAAAAGAACACUGGCCAGGAUAAGGAAAAGAACACUGGCCAUGAUAAGGAAAAGAACACUGGCCAGGAUAAGGAAAAGAACACUGGCCAGGAUAAGGAAAAGAACACUGGCCAGGAUAAGGAAAAGAACACUGGCCAGGAUAAGGAAAAGAACACUGGUCAGAAUAAGGAAAAGAACACUGGCCAGGAUAAGGAAAAGUACACUGGCCUGCUAUUUCUGGUCCUCAUGCCUUCAUCUGCCUGCCGGCUUUGAAGUGUUCACAACAGGUGCACAAUAAUAAUUAGGGGACCGCUUUCUCCAGUCAAUACGUCCAUUCGCAGUAGAAAUUCUCUAAUCGGGAGAUCAUUGUAGUCUGCGAAACAAUAAACGCAAUAAAGUCCUACUAUUACCAGGAUCAGAUCAAGACUUGUUAUUUUAUUGAAAAAUUAAAUUAACACUGUUCUGAAGAAGUGAAGCAUUUCGAGAUGUAUUGAUGUAUAUUUA
Hyalella azteca is the source of this 1078-nucleotide messenger RNA. RefSeq lists its product as uncharacterized. NCBI's taxonomy places the organism in Eukaryota, Metazoa, Arthropoda, Malacostraca, Amphipoda, Hyalellidae. The transcript is spliced from 5 exons. The record is from RefSeq and is a predicted model, not a curated record. The coding region runs from base 86 to 847 and encodes 253 amino acids.